Coprinopsis cinerea okayama7#130 is the source of this 942-nucleotide messenger RNA. RefSeq lists its product as hypothetical. Gene Ontology annotation, molecular function: DNA binding; structural constituent of chromatin. NCBI's taxonomy places the organism in Eukaryota, Fungi, Basidiomycota, Agaricomycetes, Agaricales, Psathyrellaceae. The transcript has 6 exons. Gene Ontology annotation, biological process: nucleosome assembly. Gene Ontology annotation, cellular component: nucleosome. The record is from RefSeq and is a predicted model, not a curated record. The coding region runs from base 1 to 942 and encodes 313 amino acids.
AUGGGAUGGGUUAUACGAGCAAAGACGGUCCUGUUGCCUCUCCCCACCAACCGUUCCGCGCACAUCGUCUGCACCGUCUACCACACCGCUAGGAUGCCCACCGCGACGAAGAAAUCGACAACUAAAGCGACUUCCAAGGCCUCUGCGACAGCCUCCAAAGCUGCGGGCUCCACGCACCCAAGCUGGGUGGAUAUGAUCAAGGAAUGUAUCAUUGCGCAUCCUGACGAGGCCCGUACUGGUGUCUCUAGGCCCACGAUCAAGAAGUUCGUCGAAACCAAGUACCACAUUCAGCUUAACGCCGCCGCUGCUAGCCAGUUGAAUAGGGCUAUCUCCAACGGCAGCGAGAAGGGAAUCUUCAGUCUUCCAAAGGGUCCCUCUGGAAAGAUCAAGCUCGCUCCCAAGGCGAAGGCCGAUGCUGCCAAGGAGAACAAGCCCACGAUCAAGAAACCCACUGCGGGCAAGGGUACCGCCACCAAGGCCAAAGCCACUGCCACCAAGCCUGCUCCCGCUAAGAAGGCAAAAGCAGAACCAACCAAGGCGAAGGCCGCUGCUAAACCUGCCGCGAAGGCUGCUACGAAGACUGCUUCUGCAAAGCCCGCUGCGAAACCGGCUGUGAAGAAGACUGCGACGACUAAGAAGACCCCAGCCGCCAGUGCGACCAAGAAGGCAACAACCACCAAGAAAGUCACAACGGCCAAGAAGGCUGCUCCCAAGCCUGCGAAAAAGGCUGUUACAGGAGAGGCCAAGAAACCCGCAUCCAAGGCAAAGGCCAAACCUGCUAGCACAACCAAGAGUAAGCCUGCUUCCACGAAGGCGAAACCUGCCUCCGCUAAAGCGGCAACCAAGACUAAACCUGCCUCCAAGGCUAAGCCUGCCUCCAAGGCCAAACCUGCCUCCAAGACCGCUGCGACCACAGCAGUGGCUGCCACUACCAGUGCCUAA